This is a messenger RNA of Hypanus sabinus (Atlantic stingray), 2082 nucleotides long. RefSeq names its product solute carrier organic anion transporter family, member 1C1 (gene slco1c1). Gene Ontology annotation, biological process: sodium-independent organic anion transport; transmembrane transport. Gene Ontology annotation, molecular function: protein binding. NCBI's taxonomy places the organism in Eukaryota, Metazoa, Chordata, Chondrichthyes, Myliobatiformes, Dasyatidae. The record is from RefSeq and is a predicted model, not a curated record. Gene Ontology annotation, cellular component: membrane. Bases 1 to 2082 code for a protein of 693 amino acids. The transcript is spliced from 15 exons.
AUGGAAAAUCCGCUCAAGGGGAAGUUAGAUAAAACGAUUUAUUCCCCAUCUGCAAAAGAGAAACGCUCCUGUUUUAACAACUUGAAGCUAUUUCUUGCAGCCUUAUCCUUCUUGUAUUUUGCAAAAGCGUUGGCUGGGAGCUAUAUGAAAAGUACUAUCACACAACUGGAGAGACGUUUUGACUUGCCCAGCUUCCUGGUUGGUAUCAUUGAUGGAAGCUUUGAAAUUGGGAAUUUGCUAGUGAUUUCAUUUGUGAGCUACUUUGGAGCAAAAUUUCAUCGUCCCAAGUUAAUCGCAUUUGGAAGCCUCACCAUGGGCCUUGGAACCAUUUUAAUAGCUAUGCCUCAUUUCUUCAUGGGGCGCUACAACUAUGAAACAGCACUUAAAUUUUCAAGCAAUUCAACCACAGUAGCCUCCCAAUGUUCAAAUGACUCCAGUAGCACAGAAACUGUGGAGACUUCGCCUGUGCCCCUUCCCGGUUGUGAGAAAGAGGGAGGCUCGCCAAUGUGGAUAUUUCUAUUCCUUGGUAAUACUUUGCGAGGAAUAGGUGAAGCUCCAACUGGACCAUUGGGAAUAUCCUAUCUUGAUGAUCACGCCACAGAGGAAAAUGCAUCUUUUUACAUUGGAAUUUUACACACGGUUACCCUCGUUGGCCCAGUGUUUGGAUUUUUACUGGGAUCGUAUUGUGCCAAGCUUUUUGUCGACAUUGGAUUUGUUGAUUUGGAGAGAGUUACACUGACCUCAAGGGAUGCAAGAUGGGUUGGUGCUUGGUGGCUUGGAUUUUUAAUUUCUGGAGGAGUUGCCAUUCUUUCUGCCAUGCCCCUGUUGUUCUUUCCGAGAUCUCUCACCAAGGAGUCGAGAAAGAAUGAACCAAGCAAUACCUGUGAAAAGGUGGAAUUUAUCAAACAGGAUCAGAAUGAAGUUGCAGGAAAGUUCCAACGACCUUCUAAUUUCACCCCUAAUAAGAUGAGCCCUUGUUUUUUUUCAUCAGUAAAAUCACUGAUUACCAACCGUAUCUUUGCCCUGUAUUUGUUGUCAAUGGUCCUGCAAAUCAACUCCAUAGUUGGCUUGAUAACUUUUAAAGCCAAGUUUAUUGAGCAACACUACGGACAGUCGGCAUCAAAGUCCAACUUCAUAAUCGGAAUCAUAAGCAUCCCUGCAGUGUGCCUCGGAAUUUUCUUUGGCGGUUUGGUGAUGAAAAGGUUUAAAAUGAAUGUUGUUCAAGCUGUAAAGAUGUGCAUUGGCUGCAGUGUCUUGGGUUGGUUACUGUCACUCACCUAUUUUGCAAUGGGCUGUGACAAUUCUCGUGUGGCUGGUUUAACUGUCUCCUAUGAAGGCAAGCCCCGCAUCUCCUUUGAUGGAGCUGGCCUGUACCAGGACUGUAACUUAGCAUGUUCUUGCCCACGGACACAGUGGGAGCCCAUUUGUGCCGGAAAUGGGAUUACAUAUGUAACACCAUGUCUCGCUGGGUGCAAGACAUCUUCUGGAGUGGGGAAGAAUACAGAGUUUCACAACUGCAGCUGUAUUUCAACUCUGAUGGCCACAAAUUCUUCAGCCCUUCUAGGACAAUGCCCUAAAUCAGUCGAAUGUGAAAAAUAUUUCUUCUACUACAUGGUAUUUAGUGUGCUGAGUGCUUUUAGUUUCUCCUUAGGCUCUGUUCCCGGAUUCAUGAUCUUACUCAGAUGCACUGAACCAGAGCUAAAAUCAUUGGCAAUAGGUGUACAAACCUUGAUUAUGAGAUCACUUGCUGGAAUCCCAGCUCCCGUUUACUUUGGAGCUUUGAUGGACAGAACUUGUCUGAAGUGGGGGGCAAAGCAGUGCGGGGGGCGAGGGGCCUGCAGAAUUUAUGACUCUACUGCUUUCAGGAACAUCUACUUGGGAUUACAGGUAGUUUUGCGUGGAUUGGGUAUAAUUGUGUUCUUUGGCAUUCUGACACUAGUAAAGAAACGAUUUCAAGCCAAGGACCAACCUAAAUGUAACACAGAAGUCAUGCCUUUUCAGGACAAGGAAUGUGGGCCUGGUAAUGGAGAUUUUCCGGCGAAAGUAGAUAUCAGUGACACAGAAAAGGAGUCGCAUUUCUAA